Molecule: messenger RNA, 591 nt
Organism: Protomyces lactucae-debilis
Lineage: Eukaryota; Fungi; Ascomycota; Taphrinomycetes; Taphrinales; Protomycetaceae
Exons: 1
Coding region: 1-591 (196 amino acids)
Source: RefSeq, a predicted model, not a curated record
AUGUCGUCUGUCGGUCCGUCUGCUGAUGUGUUGACUGAGCUCUUGAGACCCUCUAAGCUACCCGACAGCAUUAAAGAGCGGCCAAAGCAAGAAUCCUUCAUCUUUGGCCGCGAGUAUGACAAGCACAAGGGAAAGCCUAGGAAGGCGUCUCUCCACAUCAAGCCUACUCCAAAGCAGAGGCAUGCGCUUGCACAACUUUCAAAUGAAGAUAAAAGCCGUCGUAAACAGCUCAGAGAUAACAAGCAUGCUCAAAUCCUGGCGUCGCCUGUCAGGUUGUGUGCAUAUACGCGCACAAGAAUGCCUCGGGCGCUCAUGAUACCCCUCUCACUGUGUCCACACCCGUCGAAUAAGGAUGAGGACUGGAUCAUGCCGGACUUUGAACGGAAAGUGCCAGGGAAGCAUGUCUAUGUGACCAAUUCGAGCAAGAUCUUGGAAGCACUAGGAUCAGGCAAGAACGCAUGGAAGCGGCUACAGAUUGAGGAUGAUGAGCCUCUCUCUACACGCAAGGUUGUUUGGAGGCCAGAUAUGAUUGAGCAUGUGAAACGAGAAAUGGUGCGCUGCAAAUGGCUCGUACAGGAGCUGUACGAUUGA